AUGGACUCAAGCUUGCGCCUGAGGCGCCCGCCAGAGACUACAUCUGGCUCCUCUGCGCCGCCAGAGAAGCAGCUAGGCCAAACGCCUUCUAAAGCAGAAGCCGCAUUGGCAACAGCGUACAGGCAGCACGUCAGACCGGUCAUCCGAGCUGAUCCUACGAUGGCUUCCGCUUUCGAUCCUACGGAAGAUCCUGAGCUGUAUGCUCUCUGGUGCAAGUGA
Messenger RNA from Mixia osmundae IAM 14324, 219 nucleotides. RefSeq lists its product as uncharacterized. The coding region runs from base 1 to 219 and encodes 72 amino acids. Lineage: Eukaryota; Fungi; Basidiomycota; Mixiomycetes; Mixiales; Mixiaceae. The transcript is spliced from 2 exons. The record is from RefSeq and is a predicted model, not a curated record.